GCUGCCAUGACAACCACUCAAAACAUGCAACAGACCAUCCCAGGGUCUGGCCCUGGUGUACACGAGAUGGGACAGUCUGUUCCGGCACAUUCUUAUCUGUGGAAAGGAAUGAAAGAGAAAUUCUUGAAAGGGGAACCCAAGGUCCUCGGGGUAAGUCAUCUACUGAUCUGGGAGAAGAUCAGUAGUGUUGGAAGUAGCCUAGGAAUGAACAUCAUCAGUUCAGUCUUGGCUGCCUCAGGGAUCAUAAUAACUUCUAUCAGCCUGAGUUAUACACCAUUCCAUUAUUCUCAUUGUGUCCAUGAUAAUAUGCAAGAUAAAUGCACCAUGAUUGUGUCCAUUUUAACGGGUAUGGAUGGUAUAGUGCUUGUUUUAAGCGUGUUGGAGUUCUGCAUUGCUGUGUCCCUAUCUGCCUUUGGAUGCAAAGUAGCCUGUUGUAACUAUGGUAAUGGG
This is a messenger RNA of Chrysochloris asiatica (Cape golden mole), 450 nucleotides long. Its product is annotated as membrane-spanning 4-domains subfamily A member 4A-like. The transcript has 3 exons. NCBI's taxonomy places the organism in Eukaryota, Metazoa, Chordata, Mammalia, Afrosoricida, Chrysochloridae. Gene Ontology annotation, cellular component: membrane; Golgi apparatus. The annotation marks the transcript as partial. The record is from RefSeq and is a predicted model, not a curated record.